Molecule: messenger RNA, 1535 nt
Organism: Dinoponera quadriceps
Lineage: Eukaryota; Metazoa; Arthropoda; Insecta; Hymenoptera; Formicidae
Product: pseudouridine-5'-phosphatase
Exons: 4
Coding region: 236-925 (229 amino acids)
Molecular function (GO): phosphatase activity
Source: RefSeq, a predicted model, not a curated record
CCUCUGGAUCGUUCAAUACCGUAUCUAUCUGCACAUGACGAAAUCGGAUUGCAAAGUUAAGAAUAUUCCGGUAAUCUUAUCGCGGGAUAAAAGACACGUAGUAGUCAGUGACGGUUUCGAAACGGUUCGCGGUACAUCUGUGUUUUCAAAGCUAUCCAACAGAUUGUUUAAGAUACAAAACUGUGACUAGUUUUACAUUCGUAGAUAACCUAAGAGAAAAUAAUUGACGCGUGUUAUGAUGAAUUUCAAGAAUGUCACUCACUGCAUUUUCGACAUGGACGGUUUGUUAUUGGACACAGAAACACUGUACACGGUGGCCUACAAUAGUGUAACUCAGGAACAUGGGAAAACGUACACUUGGCAGCACAAGGCACAAAUUAUGGGAUUUAAGAGUACCGAUGCUGUGCAAACUAUAAUAGACAUGCUGGAACUGCCGAUAACAGCGCAAGUGUUUGAGGACAAGCUUACCACUUUGUAUCAAGAACUAUUUCCCAAAUGCAACCUUAUGCCAGGUGUGGAGAGGUUGCUGCGACAUCUGAAAGAAAACAAUAUACCUGUCGCACUGGCUACAAGCUCGAGUCAAGAGAGCAGCGAUCUGAAGACCCAGAGAUGGAAGCAUAUAUUUGACUACUUCGAUCACAAGGUAUACGGUGGUUCUGAUCCUGAGGUGUCUCAGGGGAAACCAAGUCCAGACAUAUUUUUGAUCGCUGCGAGACGUUUCCCCGACAACCCUGAUCCUUCGAAGUGCCUGGUCUUCGAAGAUUCACCGAACGGAGUGCAGGCUGCUGUCGCUGCUAAGAUGCAAGUGGUGAUGGUGCCAGAUCCUCAACUUCCUAAACAUCUCAUGAAAGAUGCUACGCUAGUCCUGGGGAGCCUGGAGGACUUCAAACCGGAGAGCUUUGGUUUACCUCCGUUUGUAGCAUGAAACUAUCUGCCUUAGCUCGCGGAGAAGGCACUAGAUGAGUUAGACGCAAUUGGAUGUAACCCGAACAAGUAAAUUAUCAAAUGUCGGCGAGGAAUAUAUAUAUAUAAAAGGAAAAAAAAAAACAGAAGCCUGCUGGCAGGUUUUUCUCAUCACCGGUGGAGAUCUGACUGAUGUACAUAGAUUUCAUUACAGAAAAAUAACAAAGAUGUAUUACUUCUCAAGAUACACAUAUUUUCAUACACAAAGGAAGAAUCGUCACUGCCUAAAAUAGGAGAAAUAAUGGGAUCUACAUGGUGGUGCAACACUUAUACAAGUCACAAGAUCUCCCUCGUAUAUUUAUUAAGUGUUAAGUUCCAUUUAUAUCUAUUGAGUUCUUAGUUUCACGAAGCUUACUUCAAUAUUAUUUUAUAUACAAUAGUCACAUUGAAUUGAACUCGUUGAAUAUCGCAGGUAUAUAAAAAGUGAAAAAAAACAAAUACAAAUAUUUUUCAGCAGAAAAGAGUAGUCACUUUGUAUAAUCCAACAGCUUGUCACCUUAUGUAAUCCAUGAAUAUCCAGCGUGCAUUGUAUGCACAAGAGGCGGAACUUUUUCAUCGGGUGACUUUUACUU